Brassica napus (rape) is the source of this 1325-nucleotide messenger RNA. RefSeq names its product cycloartenol-C-24-methyltransferase. Gene Ontology annotation, molecular function: sterol 24-C-methyltransferase activity. The record is from RefSeq and is a predicted model, not a curated record. The coding region runs from base 186 to 1214 and encodes 342 amino acids. NCBI's taxonomy places the organism in Eukaryota, Viridiplantae, Streptophyta, Magnoliopsida, Brassicales, Brassicaceae. Gene Ontology annotation, cellular component: endoplasmic reticulum. Gene Ontology annotation, biological process: sterol biosynthetic process. The transcript is spliced from 14 exons.
AAAGGAGGACAUGAUGGUAGUUUCACACACUUUGCCACGCUGGCUGUUAUGACUUGUGAUCUCUCUCACUUCAAUCCUUUUAUAAGCGAAAGCCAAGUACAAGUAGUCAGGUGUCUCUCUCAUUAACAAGUGCUCUUCGCCACUACUCUCCGAUUCAUAUAACCUUUAUCUUAGAUCGUUGCAUAAUGUCAAAGACUGGCUCUCUGGAUCUCGCCUCCAACCUUGGUGGAAACAUCGAUAAGUCCGAUGUUCUCACAGCCGUCGAAAAGUAUGAGCAGUAUCAUGUCUUUCAUGGAGGUGACGAGGAAGAGCGAAAAGCUAAUUACACUGACAUGGUUAAUAAGUACUAUGACCUUGCUACUAGCUUUUAUGAGUAUGGUUGGGGAGAGUCCUUCCACUUUGCACACAGAUGGAAGGGAGAAUCACUUAGAGAGAGUAUCAAACGUCACGAGCACUUUCUUGCUCUUCAGCUUGGCGUUAAACCAGGACAAAAGGUUCUGGAUGUGGGGUGUGGAAUUGGUGGACCACUGAGAGAAAUUGCACGAUUCAGCAAUUCAUCUGUUACUGGGCUCAACAAUAAUGAAUACCAGAUCACCAGAGGCAAGGAACUAAACCGACUUGCAGGUGUCGACAAGACAUGUAACUUUGUCAAGGCUGACUUCAUGAAGAUGCCAUUCCCUGAAAACACUUUUGACGCUGUUUAUGCUAUUGAGGCAACGUGCCACGCACCUGAUGCAUAUGGAUGUUACAAAGAGAUCUUCAGAGUCCUAAAGCCAGGACAAUGUUUUGCUGCCUAUGAGUGGUGCAUGACUGAUGCAUUUGACCCUGCUAACGCCCAACAUCAGAAAAUAAAGGCAGAGAUAGAGAUCGGAGAUGGUCUCCCUGACAUUAGGCUUACUUCAAAAUGCCUCGAAGCCCUGAAACAGGCUGGUUUUGAAGUGAUAUGGGAAAAGGAUCUGGCGGAGGACUCGCCAGUCCCAUGGUACUUACCUCUGGACAAAAACCACUUCUCGCUCAGUAGCUUCCGCCUAACAGCUGUUGGACGGUUCAUAACCAAAAACAUGGUGAAGGUCCUUGAGUACAUAAGACUUGCGCCUAAAGGAAGCCAAAGGGUUUCAGAUUUUCUGGAGAAGGCCGCAGAAGGAUUAGUCGACGGUGGAAGGAGGGAGAUUUUCACGCCAAUGUAUUUCUUCUUGGCCCGGAAGCCAGAGUGAGCGGAUGAGAGAUGCUAAGUGAAGCUGACAAAAUUUCUCAAUUUGCUUUUUGUUUGUUUGUUCUAGUUCAUGUCCUUUUGUUGCAGUGUUUUUCAUGUCUUUUAUUUUCUU